Molecule: messenger RNA, 23645 nt
Organism: Columba livia (rock pigeon)
Lineage: Eukaryota; Metazoa; Chordata; Aves; Columbiformes; Columbidae
Gene: PHEX
Product: phosphate regulating endopeptidase X-linked
Exons: 23
Coding region: 16280-18604 (774 amino acids)
Biological process (GO): protein processing
Cellular component (GO): plasma membrane
Molecular function (GO): metalloendopeptidase activity
Source: RefSeq, a predicted model, not a curated record
CUAGUAUCAUUCAUCAUUCCUGUAAUCUCUUCUGCAGGAGAAAAGUCUUUGACCUUUUGCCUUAUGGAAUUCUUUAGCUGCUGCUGUAUUGAUUAUUUGGGUUUUGAUAUGGAUUUAACUGUAGGUUAUAGAGGUACUUUGAACUCUGUCAGUAUGAAAAUUAAAGCUGAUUUUCCAUCCCCCCACAGUGCAAGAAAUUGAGUUCUUGUGAGCAUACACUCCUCAACCUUAUGAGAAUCACUAGGUUCGUGAAGAGGGGAAGGUUGCUUUAGAGGGCAAAGAAAUGUGGGUGUGGUCUAGAUUCAGAUGCACCAGUACUGAAUGCUUUGGGGUGAGUAUGUGCACUUCAGUAGGUGAAGUCCUGGUCAUAUUGCUGCAGGUUCAUCAUGGUGUGUGGGGAUCUUGGUGAAUCAGAUUCACUUGCAGGGCAAAAACCAGUAGAAGCUAUGUUGCAUUGUAGCCUUUUUCUUAAUCCAUUUCUCACGUUAUCUGAAAAGCUGUGUUUUUGUAAGAAUGUGCUAACACUUCCAGUGUUUAAAAAGAUCCCAGUUGAAAGGAGAUAGGAAAGUACAUUUUCAAGAUAGAAUAGAAGUGCAGUAUUUCCCUAAACACUCUUAAUCCUGAACUGUAAUGAUGUUGUUUGCCUUCAACACCUAGUAUUUACUUGUUCUUAGUUUUAUUGGAGGGAGUUGAUUUUCCCUCUGAGAUACUGGUAAUGAAAACAAAACAAAAAUCCCUCCUAAGAUAUGUAUUUUAAAAUCAUACAUAAAGAAGAAUUUCACUGUUUCCCAUGUAUAUAAGCUGUUCAUGAAGUCUGAGUAACCUAUGUAGAAUUCCAGAGUGCUACUGAAACUUGCAAAAAUUUGCUCUUUAUUUGGUGUAUUGUAUUUUUGUGUUGUACAGUUGUGCUCUUAAAAUGCUUUCAGUCUGGAGAGCCAAUAGAAGUAUUCUUCAGCCUUAUUUUGAACUAUUGCGGUUAAUGUUAAUUUUUUUAAUAUACAUGGGGCACAGUUCUUCCAUGGCCUACAGCUUCUGCAUCACUAAAUACUCCCAAAGAGCAGAGCCUCCCUCUAAACAGGAGAAUAAAGUGUCUUUGAUUUCCUCGGGUGCUUUAGUUCUCUUGUAUACAUCCCAGAAAAUACCUUAAUAUUAUUGACUAUAAACUAGUAGUGACCCCUCAUUUAUGAUACAGGAUGGUCAUCAGUAUAUUGUAUAACUGCAGAUGUCCUCUGAAUGGUUAUGUAUACACUGAACUUUGCAAGGAUGGAUGUUCCUGUUGAUUGUUGGUGUGAUUACUCCUGUAGGUGAAACUGAACACACGGGCAUUGCUGGGACACGGGUUAUAGCCUGUGUGUUUCCAAGUGAGCUUGAUAAAUGUAGAAAUCGGUCACAAUCAGUGGGGGUGGUUGUUUUUAGCAAAGAAACUUGUGAACUGGAAGACAACUUAAUGUUCUUGCUAUGCCAAGGCCAGCACUUUCCUUGAACAUUGCUGCACAAGUCUGCCUGAGCACAGGGGUGCUGGCUGUGCAGGAAUGUCUGGUAAUCUAUUCCCAGAAACACCAGGCGACCUGAAUUACAUACUGAUAGGUGAGGCAGUGGUGCUUGUAAAUCCUUCCUUUUCAACUGAUACAUAAUAAAGAGUUGGAGAACUGAUUUUUUUCUUUAAACUUUUUAAUGUAGGUUUUUAAGGUAAUAGAGGCAGUAUAAAGCAAUUCAGCAGUGAACAGUGUAUUUUUUUGAAGUUGCUGAAUUGAUUCUGAGCAAAUAUGUACACACUGAGUGUGUAUUUGUUGCCAUAGUGUAGAUUUUUUUUUUAAAAGGAAAACAAGUCUCUGUGUUAGAACUUUCAAAUGCAAAUUGAUAUAGCUGACAGAUUUUUUCCAUGUUUAAGGCCAGUUGGAAAAUAGGUAUGAUUGCCGCACUAUGUAUGCAAACAGUUCCCAAGAUAUAGUUAACAUUAGGGUUUUCUUAAUUGUUCUGAGCACUAAAUGCUGCUUCCACCUAAAAUGUGAUUUAAGUAAUUAAAAAUUGAUUGAUAGUAGUUGUGCAAAGAGAAGACUGGUGUUGAAAUUACUGCAUCACUGCAGUGCAUGUGUUAAAAUAAAGGUCCGCUAUUAUUCCUUGUAGUUUGAAUUGUUAAAUACUUUGUGGAUUCUGUGUUAAAAUGACAGAAUUGACAGGUAUGAUGCUUACCAUUGUACCUUUGUCACCUAACAGACAUAAAGGUACUUAAUGGUCCUUUUAUCUUUUCUAUCUCUCUCAGAUUAAUAAAUUGUUAUUUUCCAUAUCUUAUGCACAGAUAAGUUACUCUGUAGUAUGGAACAGUGAUGGGGGGAUUGAUUGAGGCUUCAGUGAUCUUUGCCUAGAAGGAGUUAAUUUUCUGUAGAGUACUAUAGAUGCAAAUUCUCUAGAGGUCUAGUGUAAGAUUUGGUUAUUCUGCUGAAGUGGCAAGUUGACUUUGGGUGGCAGCAUGACUUGUUGAGUGGCACAGAGAAAAGAGGCUUAGGAGAAAUAAAUGAGAUGUUCAGAGUGAUUCAGGCUUUGGCAGGGAACUUGAGAGAGAGAACAGCAUGAACAGGACGGGCAUGUUGAAGUUACUCUGGAGUGUGAUUCAGAAAGAUGAAUAAUGUCAGACAAUGAAAGAAGAAUGUGACUUCUAAAAGACUGUAGAGAGAUUUAUGUAAAUUUCAGAUAACUGGAAAGAAGCAUUUACAUCUGUUUUAAGUAAUGACAGCAGAGGCCUUGGUAGUUGGGAAAAAGAAGGGGGAAGGCUUAACUUUGGGGGGGGAAAGUUGCAUACAGACUUUGAGGGCUGGAUAAAGAGUAAUAUUAGCUUGUUUACAUAUGCAACAGGGAAGAUGGAUAUCUCUUGCUUUUUUAUCUUCACUUACAGUUUGAGGUGUUAACAGCUUACUGGAAGGAACAAAGCAAGGGGUCAAGUGAGAAGAAAGUAUUCAGUUUCUUAAUUUAGAAAUAGGAGACUCUGGAUGAUGUUGCAUGAGGAUAAGGGAAGGAGGGAGUUUACAAACAUUGCCCACACAAAAAAGAGUAGUUGGAAUCAUGAAAGGAGACGCUGAAGGAGCAAGCAAGAGAACUAGCAGAGGAAGUGCAGGAGUGAUUAAUAAUAGCAUCAUGCAACACAGAAGUGGCUUUUUGAAAUGUGGGAUGCUGUAGGGAGCAAGGAGUUAAAAAUAUGGAAUGGGAAUGGUGGAAGGAUGUGAAGAAGUUGAUAGAGAUCAUACACUUUAGUGAACUUGAGUUUCAGAGGUAGAAAUUGAGAAAGUAACAGGAAGGAAAGAGGAGGGUGAAAUGUACUUCCUAAUUGGCAGCAUAAUAAGAAAGGAAGGAUGCAAGAGCAGUUACGAUGGGAAUGAGCCAGGUGGAGGAACCAUAAACAGGACAGCACAACAGAUGUGGAGAUUUGGGGAGCACAUCUGGACAUGAAAGGAGUACUAGUCACACUGCCUAGCUUGUUUUCUGCAGGGAUCAGAGAGAGAAGGAAGAUGGUGGUGGUUGGUGGUUUGUUUUGGUGUUUUUGUUUGUUUUUUUCCUUCUGAAUAACAUUUUCAAGGUGGCUCUGGGUAUUUUAGGAGGAAAAGAACUUUAAUGCUAGAAAUGAAGUCAUGACCAAAAGGAAACUAUUCCUAUUAAGGAGUGUUUAGGCUAGACAGGUUACCCGAGCAAAUAAAUAUGAACUUAUGAAGCCCAGAGGAAAAGGGACUGUGGGAUUUAACUGUCAUGGGUUGUCACUGUGAGCAUGGAAGGGUGGAAGGCAGAAGCAUACCAGUGGCAUUUCUGCUGUUUUUACCUCAUGGAACAGGAAAAACUGAUCAGAACUGGCAAAUGCAUGAUAACAACAACAAAAAACAAGCACUGCUACAGCCUUUACAGGAUUUUUUCACCUGACUUCAAAGUGCAGUGACAAGUUCAUUGUAUAUUUCUUGAGAUAAGUUUCAUUAUCUUGGUGUUGAGUGCAUGACACAUUGUGUUCCAUAUUGUCAGCAGAUUUACUUUGAAGGACUCAAAGGCAAAAGCGUCUUAUUGAUGUAUAAUUGAAACAUCUUAGUGUGAAUAGUCUUUGUACAUACAAAGACAAGCAGCAACAGAAUUAUAAAACAGUAGUUGUAUAAUAGUAGGUGAGAAUAGCAAAGGUGAGUAUAUACAGCUCUGUGAAGCUUUUUUGUCCUUGUAGCUGCUAAUGUUACCUAACACUUCCCUAUUUAACAUUCUUUAAUUAUCAAAACUGUUGGUUUUGUGGUGUGUGUUUUUAAUUAUUCCCUGCUUUGUCCAAAUGCUGCUCUUAAGCUUCAUACAGGGACAUCCUGGGAUCUAUCUUCUUAAUAAUUGGCAUCUUCUCUAACACCUACGUGGUUUUAAUGUUUUAUAACCACUGUUUAGUUAUUUGGGGUGGAAGGAUGACAGAUUUCUUUUUUCAGGCAACAAGUUUUUGGCAGUUCAUUGUUUAAAACCCCAAUGAAGACUGACAGAAUAAUUACAGAAACAUACAUUAACUUCUAUUUUUAAAACGGAUAGCAUCCUUUAUGAAAUUUUUACCUAUGUCACGUAGUAAAAAAGCUUCUACUACCAUUAUAACAGUCUUUCCAUAUAUAUAACAGUUCAAAAUGAGAGCAAGGGAAAGAUCUCUGCUCACAAUUGCUGGAGUUGUUUCUGAGACAGCCAUGUGCCUUAAGAAGAUAGUUGAGAUGCAUUUUGAGUUACCUCUUUGGGCUCUUGACCCUCUGCUUAGUGAAGCCCCGUGUGCCUUUAUGCCUGUGGUGGCUGGGAUCAGAUGUCAGACCUCUGGUGAUGCAAAAUGAAGACAUGGUUGAGCACGCCUAAGGCUGCUUUCCUUAGCACUACCUAUUACUUGCUGCAAAGACAUCUCUGGCCUUGAUGUGCUGACAUGUGAACAGUUACACCAAAACCAUGGUAGAUGGGCAGCUUGUAGUCAUGUGGCUAAGAAGCAUGUACUCUCCUGUUCAGGAACUGCAUCCAGCAGAUAGUGUUGCCUCCAGCAAGAGCAGUAGCUGUUGAUUUGGUAGCCUUGAGCUUUGGGCACACUUGUCAUACUUGGUCUGUUGCAUCUUGUUAAUCUUUGCAGGUACAAAGUGAGUUCAGGGAGGACAUCCACAUCUCCUGGAGACCACAAUGAUCUUAAUACGUUGAUGACAUACUGUCUUUUCAUUAUGCACACCUUUUGUUGUCCCAGACACUGUGUGGGAAGGUACCUCAAAAGCAGAAAGCUGACCCAGCCUGUGUAUGAGUUCCCUGGUGGUAGGGGGUGGGUGAGACAGUGGAUACUGGUUGCCUGGAUUCUUCUGGAGGACCGUGUGCAAGCUGCAGGAAUGCCUUCCUGGAACACCUUCAACCUAAAAAAAAAACCAACCAAACUUUAAAUGUGAGUGACUGGGAAGACAAUAAACAAGGCAAGAGAGGAAUUUAGUGUUCUUCAAGGUAAGCAAAGAGGCAGCCUCAUUAAAGCUGAAGCGGCUUAGCCUGGAGGCAUGAAAAUAUUGACAACUUUUGGAAGUUUUGUCCAUAAUAAUGAGAUUAGAUUUAGCUCAAGAGAACAAUCAGUGUUGAACUGCUGCCAGAGCCUUUCUUACGUAGUGUGUAUCUUCAGUCUAUGGGUCAUGCUAGAAUUGUCAUAAAAGCUUGCUCACAAUAUGGACUUAACUACUAGGUUCACUGAGACUAGAUGAUAUACUCCUCUUGUUGCCCUCUCUGUCUUUGAACUUCUGUUUCUAGAUGUGCUGUCAAUGCACAUGAAUAUGCAGGUGUAUGAAAAUUUAAUUAGCCAUAGCUUCUCAACGAUGAAAAAUACUUUUAACUUUCUGACUGAAUGGAGUGCUUUCCAAAAUCUACUCAACCCACUUUUCUCGACACUACAGGUUGUGUGGAGGGUUUGCCAUGAAGACAUUUCUUCUGGUAGCUCUGCCAUGUAAGUGGUCCCAGCUAUCUUCUCGGCACUUCCCCCUCUUUGUUCUCACCCUGCAUUAGCUCCUCUGUGGUUACUUGCAGCCCUCCUGUGACCAUGUGACAAACCCAUUUGGUUAAAAACGAGACAGUGGAGACACUGAAGGGAGGUGGGGAGCAGAUCUCACUUCAGCUGCCCUGCUGAAAUAGCAAUAUGUGUUUAAAGUGGGCCUGCCUGGUUCAUCGAGUUGCCAGACAAGCAGUUGCACUGACAGACCUGAGUGGGGUGUGGGCAUGGGAACAGAUGAAGGGGGUAGCAGGUCAGAGGAAGGUGCAGGAUACAGGAGAAAAUGUUCAAAGUAAAGGUUGAAGCAUCACAGUUCAUGCCUGCUUUAGAAAUACAGGGGAAGAAUUGUUAAAAGAGCUACCCCUUUGGGUUUUUUUUCCUUGUUAUUUUUUUCUCUAAUCACAUCUCCUGAACCAUUUAUAGGUCCCUUCCAAAUCAAGAUAUCCUAUGAUUCCAGUCAUCCAGAAGUUUCAAAUAGAUUCUGGAGGCAGCUGAAAAGUCAUCUAGCAGAAACUGCGCAUGCCGCUUUGGUCUAAUGGAAAAAAGCUUUAUCUGUGUCAAUACUCUGUGUGUAGCUUUUGUAGGGGGCUGUGGUGUUUUUUAGUUAAACUUGUCAUUCACACCUUCAAAACUCUGAAAUAAAGUUUUGUUUGUGUUAGUAAUUUAACUCUUCCAGUUCAUUUUGGGUAAAUAGACUGAUUUUGUUGUGUAUUCUGAGGUUAGGUUAAAAAUCAUGGUAACACCACUCAAGUUUUAAAUACUUUCUCACAAGGCGUUUGUUUUGAGGAUAUGUGGGCAGCACCCAUUUCAUGCAGUGUGAACUCCCUGGCAUUGCUAUGUUCUUUAAAAAGAAUGUGAGACCUAUUGUUUCAUUUUCUUUUCACUAUGAGCAGAAAUCAGCGAUGUGGUUUCAGAUCCACAUGCAAAAAGAUGUUGUUACAAAGGUAAGCAUCUGCUCCAUGAGCUGCAGCUGGAAGGAAGCUGUGUGGACCACAGUGAAGGUGAUUUCCUUCAUCUAGCAAAAGUGCUUCUCCAUACUGAAUGUGUCAUUUGGGCAAGCAGAAGAACAUGACUUAAGUCUGGGUUGUGCUUGUGACCUGGCUUCUUGGGCCCUGCUUGGCUGCCUGGUGGCAGCUGGUAAAUAAUUUUUUUAGUAAGUGGCAGAAAUUUGGCGUUUCUCAAGCAUUUGAUUGUGAACAAAUUAUACUCAAAUAUAGCUGAACUUCAGGCAUAGUAAAAUGCAUUUUGUCAUGCCCAUCAAAAUGAGUUUUAAUAGUUUUAAAUGCUUUAUAGUGCUCCCAGAUUUGUGUAACAGUGGAUGAAUUUCAGUUUAUGUAACUUAAAAUAGUGCUUUAUAGUUUUUUAUCCCAGGAUAUAGUGGAGAAAAAUAGAUGGUUAAAACAAAACCAGCAAGCCAUAAACUAUUUUAUGAAAUGUGGCUGAAGACACAUCAUUCUUAAAAGCAUGUUUUCCAAAGGCAAAGGCUACAAUGCCCUAAGAAAAUGCAGUCAUAGCAUCAUGGUGUGAAAGCUUGGAUGGGACUGUGAGUUUAUCUGAUUGACCCAGAAGGAAAUGAGCUGUGUUUGCAUCAUUCCUGAUAAUCUGUUCUGAUGCUCUGAAAGGUGUUGAGUAGUGACUGCAAAGGGAACGAAUGAAGUCUGGUUAAGGCCAGCAUCUGGGCAGAAAGCUGGUGUAUGACACUUUUCUCAGACUGCUGUUCUAGGGUAAGAUUUGGCACCAGAUUGAGGUGCCAGUGUAAGAGAAAUAGAAGUCUAGGAAGUGUAAGAAAAACCUGAGAGAAAUUAAGGUAUUUUAUGUAAAAUAGUUGAUAGCCUUGGCUUAUGUGACUGCAUCCUGGCUGACUACAGCACAGCCUGGGAUCCUGAUCUCUCUUUGCCCCCAACAUGCUGUGAUUCUCAUCAGGUUCUUGUGUCAGUGUUCUUCUGUCUCUGGACACCCUGAACAUGGAUGCAGGUAGUGCCCAGAUGUGGAGUUAGGUCACAUUUGGGAAGCUGUAGGAAAUUCUCUUGUGUCUUAGUCCAGAUGUAGCCUGGGUGCGAGUGCUUUCUCUCUGGGUUGGGAAUGUGGAAAGUGCCCCUCCGGGCUUUUUUCUCUCAUAGAGAGAAUACUCCUAGUUAAUUUCUGGAAACUUCUGCCCUGGCUGUAGAGUUUUGCCUAGGGAAAGCAAUUGCUAUUAGUAUGUUCUGGCUGAUCUUAUUUCUGUUCAUAGUCCAAUUUGCAAGAUAGCUAUGUCUAUCACUUUUAAUAAAAAUCAGUCUUUGUGAAACUUUAUCUUGGGUAUUGUUGUAAAAUAGUGUAAUGAAUCUCCCAUUUCAGUCAGCCAGUUCAACCAAGGAAGACAUCAUGUUUGAAGUAAUUAAAACAACAACAAAACAAUGAAACAUACCCAAAACAAAAACCAAACAAACAAAAAAACAAAAUCCAAACAAAAAAAAAACCCACAACAUGAGCAGAAAUAGCAUCAAAUUAUUAAAGAUCAGUGAACUUAUCAGCAUCUUUUAGUGGAUGAAGAUUCUAUUGCUUGAGAAGUGCACAUUGAAGCUAAGGAAACUCUUUAGACUGUGAUCCUUUCUGUGAUCUUUAGAAAACGAUUUAGUUUUGGUCAAUAUGACAAAUAUGCUUGAUCUCAACUAUUUUUGUUAUUAUCAUUGCUAGCAGUAUAGCUAAUUUCAUAGCACAAUUAUUUAUAUAUCUAAGAGUAGCUAGUUAGACAUACUGAGACCCUUCCACUGGGGGGUCUCUAGUCCAGUUACUUGUUCUCAGGUUCUAGCAAAUGUUUAUUGGGAGCAAUAGCACAUAGUGGUUCAGAUUUUGGUAUCUAACAAGCAGUUUAGAUGCAAUUGACACAAAGCUCAGUACCAAAAUCCUCAUUCUGAUGACUAUUUUGCCUUUCACUUUUUCCGUAGGGGUAGAAAAAGGCAGUGAUGAUGUAUUGCUGGUGACAUUUUCAUCCUGCAACUUCUCAGCAGCUGCAGAUUGACACUGUUCUUUGUCAGAGCUUCCCUUCAAAUUCUCAUCACUGCAUUUAUACUUCUUUUGGCCUGUAAUGGCUAGGGUGGCAAAGUUGUGGGUGUCUUCAGCACUGUAACAUCACUGACUCUUUGAAUCCCCUUAAAAGCAUCAACCACUUUUUCUAAUGCUAUUUUAACUUUGCUGCUAAGUUUCUAUUCUGUUUUUGCCUGUUACAAAUAGAAGUAGGAGUAUUUUUCUUAAUUAUUCUACGUAGGCAAAAACUUCAAAUGUUUCUGCUCUAAGUGACUUGCAGGUUUUGUUGUUUUCAUGCAAUAUUUUUGCAAUACUAGGAAUUGAAACCAAGUAAUCCAGAAUACCUACUUUCCUGCUCAAUUGUAUGCAGGGAUGUCACAAAAGAAAAUCACUGUAUUUUUCCUUGGUCCCAGAUAAAUCCUCCACCCAAGCAUUGAAAUAAACUUGAAGAUAAAAGACUCUUCAAAUUUAGUGACAAUCUAAAGCACUGACCUUGAGAAAAGUCUGGAUACACCAAAUAGUCUAUGUUAGUGUCCACAAGUUUUACUCAAAAUUUUGCUUUGUUUUUAAACUGGUUUGAUUAAAAGCCAUAAAAAUGUAAGGUAGUAAUAAAUUUGUGGGUUUUAGCCUUGUGUUAAUAGGAAAAAAUAAACACAAAGCUUCACUUUAAAUAGAGAUGUUGGAAAUUUCAGGGAAGGGCUGUCAGACAUAGCAAUUUGGUUUGUGUAGAUAAUUAUAUUUAGUGCCUCACUAUUUGGUUCUUGAGGAUUUCUGUGACUUCAGGAGAGCAAAUGUUUGGUUUUGCUGAUUCUGUCUCAUGGGGCCUCAUGCUGUGGUUUCAACCUGGUCUGUCUCUGGCUUACCCUUUCCUGAGAGCUUGAUGAUCAAGUGUAUUUGAACUCUCCUGAGGUGCUGCUGUAUAUUGUCAUUAAAUAUGCCCAUAAUCACUGAAGUAGCACCAAGACGGGGAAGAACAGAUGAUGCCUAGAAAUACUUCUGCUGAACAAGAGACACAAAGUCUCAUGUUGUUAUGGGGUAUUGCAGAUAGGACAUCAUAUUUAAUGUAGGAUUUUUCUAGAUUUUUAACUGUGUGCAAAGUUAAUUGUAAUCUCAUUUUGAGAAGAGAGAGAAGGGAAAAAAAUCCAUUUAAGUAAAAUGCAUUCGCAUAAAGCUUCUGGCUGUAGCAAUACCCUGGAAAAACAAGGUUUUUUUGUUUUUUAAAACGGCUUGUUCUCCUCUGAGAACAGAGGUUAUGCAGUUGUGCUUUCCCUACCUCUGUCCCCACUCCCUCUCGCAUAGCUUUGCUCUGUAACCCUUGCUUGACCUUGUCAGCAAACUUUAGCCGAAUUUGUCAAAGAGGAUUUGAGCUGAAAGAUAAAGUUCUGUCAACUUUUUGCCUGAGUGGAAAGGUCUCUUGUUGCUGCUGCAAAGGCUUCACUGUGAUUAGGCACAGGAGAAUUUGUUGUGUGGAGGGAUGUGACUGAAUGACCCUUGUGUGAGAAGAGCUUUCACCAGAGCUGGUACCUUACAGGACUGCUGAGCUCCACUGCCUUGGGUAGUAACACGAGGAGUUUUAGCCCAUUUUUGCAGGUUUUCCACAAAAGUCAACAAAAGCAAGUGAGCAGAUACCGUCUUGCAGUAACCAGGAGCCCUCAGUUACCUGUUCAGCAGCACCUUUGUGGAGCAAUUCCUCUGGUCCUGGCUUCAGUUGCCCUCUGGGUGCUGCUGCUGCUACUGAAGACAGAUUUGUGCUGCUCUGCUAAUCCUUUUGGAGAUCCAAGUGGUAGCACAGGCAGGAGCCUUUGCUUUUGCCGUGGCAGUUGUGCUUCUCAAAGACAAGAGGGCAUGGUAGGGACAGUUGGGGCUGAAACCAGCCAAAUGCAGGCCUGGUGGUUCUCCUCUUUUGAUUUCAAAACUUGGUGAAUGUCUCAUUACACACCUGAAAAUUCAUCCAUGAGGCACAAACUCGGCAGAAAUCAAGCUUCUGUGCUUCCACUGUUCAUACAAAUAGUCUUUGGCAGUUGUGAGUGAAGACCUGGACAGAGCAAAAUAAGUGGGUAAAGCUGUGGUGAUGCAGUAUUAAAACAAAACAAACCAAAAAACCUGACACAACAACAGAUAGUUGUGGCCUGUUUGCAUCCAUGCACCUACUGCUGUGGCUGCUGGAGAUGUCGCAUUUUCCAGCAGUGUCUUUUUCAAUGCCCUUUCAGCUUAUGUUCACAGAUCAUACGAAAAAAGCAAGAAAAUUGCUCAUAGUUACUCCAGAGUAUGUUGUAUAUUUAUUAAUCCCCAAUUAACAUGCCUUUCUGCAGUCCAUGUGCACUGGAUAUGGGCUUCAGGUUUAAUCUAUACAGUGGGAUGACAGGAGUAUGCACAUGCGAUGAUUACAGUGUGAAUGUGGCCUUUAGAAAAAGGAGUGGGGUUUUUAGCUAUAAUUUAAUGUGCUACUUGAAGAAAAAUUACCAGAAGAUCUAAAGCAGUUCUUUCUGCUUGAGAACAUAUGCAUUGUUUCAUUAAAGUGCUCUUUCAAAAGCAGCUCUAAAAAAGCUUGUGAACUUGAGUGGUUUAAUUUUAACCAUCCCAGAUGUUGCUGUUUGGGUUAGAUACAAGCACCUUUUGAUCAGAGGACGCAAUGUUUCCUGCAUCAGGGACAAGUUCUUCUUGGAGUAAUUAAGAAUAGCUUAGCCUACUUGGAAUUAAAAAAGAAAAAACAAAUGUGAUUUGGGGAAUUAGGUGUAAGAGGGGACAGUUUUCUGCUUUCCAGGGUGUUCUAUCCACAGUUGUACUUAGUGGAACAACUUGCUGCUAGCCACGUUCAGAGGCCUGUUGACUGUUCAAUUAAUGACCCACAUUCUCACAGCUUCACUGAGACCUUCUGUGAUGUGGCUGUUCCCCUGGAAAACAAUUAAAUUACUUAUUUCCAGCUGUAUGUCUCACAUGAAUAAAGGACAGUAUUGUGCCAGAGUGUGGUUGCUCUUGGCUAUAGUAUGGAAAUUUAGGGGGUUUUGUAGCCAGGAGUGUAUCACUUAUAAAAUUCAGAGAUCUGAGGACAAAUGGCCAAGCUGUCUUCAAAUGCAACAUGUUGGGUUUUUCUCAAGCACGUUGUGUGUAUGUAAAGGCCAGUUGGCCAAUUCUGGCUAUAAUAGCUGCAUAGUUUGAAAAAAAUGUUCAAGGCCCCAUAGUGGGACACUUGAAAUGAGUUUAAAUACGGCCUUUGCUCUGACCCAUGCCAAUUGAUCUCUUUCAACAAAGCCAGUUUAUACCUCUGAAUACACCCUGAACUUCACAGACUGUGCUCCCAUGAUUUUUCUGCUGAAGCCACUCAAGCUGUGUUUGGUGGCUCUGCCUCCAACAGUGUGGGAGUGGCUAUAUUCUUCCCUCUACCAAGAGCUAAAAAUGCUCUGUAGGGUGUCAUCAAAGCUGUGAUGCUUUGAUUGUGAAGUGCUUCUGUUGAGCUUAACUAGUUGAUUUAAGGUGACCUGUCAGUUGCCUGCAAGACUGAGCAGGUCUUCAAUGUGCACCAUGAGGCCAACAUCUUCUGAGAAAAUGUCUUCUGUAAAUAAUGUGUUAGUGUAACCUGAUACGUUUUACACACAUUGGUUUGGUUUUUACACUUAAAGAACCUUUUUUUCUGUCUGCAUUGAAGUACAAGUAAUUGUUUUAGUAUGUCUUGAAGUUACCUACAUGCAAGAAAGUAACAAAUGUUUUACGGUGCUUUGCCUCGCAGCAAGCCAGUCUUUCGGCAAGCUGGGGCUGAAUGUGUGCUGACUUUAUGCUGUUUUGUUAUUCUAGGUUCAGCAAUGCCUGUAUAACUUUGGUUUUGACUGUUGCGAGUGAAAAUGCAGCAAAAUGUGGGGGGUUGUGUGUCUAUUGAAUAAUCAAACCUCAAAAAAUAGGAACUUCCUUGAACCAAGUUGUGUGGGGAGGUGGUGACAUAGUACAAUUGUUUUUUAGUUCAGAUCAAGCACUCUUGCCUAAUUCUUGGCAUAAUUGAUGGAAGUGAGAAUCGUUUGCUUGUGAAAGAGUAAGAUAAUACACAUGCUCGUGUUUACAAAUGUAUGUUCACAUCUAUGCAUGGACAUUUACAUAUAUAUAUGGACAGACUUUUUCUAGAAACUGGGACAGUCUUGCUGCAGUUUAGCCCAGAGCAUGUUCCAGAGGGUUUGCCAGCUCUUGCAUAUGGGUUUGGGUAGAAACGUUUGUGUAUUGUCCCAGCAUAGUUAUAAGCACCAGACAGAUCCCAUUGUUUGAGUGAGAUCUUGAUCAGAGGCAAUUCUGAGUGAAUGAAGAGUGAUUUAGAGCAGGUUGCAUUUAAUUAUUACUUUUUUUUUCUCCAGUAAGUAUAUUCAAUGCUUUAUGAAUGUUUAACAGUCUUUGUACAGCCUCAUUAAGUACCUUAUUGGGUUAUAAUAGCCAGGAGUGCUGUUAGCAGUUUCAGCAGUAAGCAUGGCUGUGUAUCUGCCAAAGAGCUACUGGAGUUGUGAUGAGCAAGGCAACCAAAUCCUAGUGCACCCAUCAGAAACACGUAUCAAAUUCCACAAACUUCUGUUACUGAUCAGCAGUAUCAAAAAGCUAAUUCACAUGUGUUCCAUGCACCAUUUUGGCUACUGCCAGAAAUGGACCCUUGCAGCUGUUGCCUGCAGCUGUUUGUGUUUUAGCCCUAAUUUCAUAAUUCCGUAUGUGCUGGAGAAACCAAGAUGAGGUAGUUCCUGACUACAACCAGGCUCUACAGCCAGAGGGGGGGCACUCAUGCUAUGCUGCAGUGUAAAUAUGCCCACAAACCCGAACUUAGAGAAGUCAUUCUGUUGCUGGCAGCUGACAUAUGAUUUUAUUGUUGUGGGUUGUUUUUGCCAGAAGCAUCGUGUGCUGCUUGGGGCUGGCUCCCCAGAGGAAUGCUGUAGUGGAGCUUACUGGUUCUCACCUUCUCUUUGGCUGUUUGGGAGAAGGGACUGAAUCAUCCAGCCUCUCCCUCUUAUUUGCUUCCGUAUCUCCAUUUUCCCUUAUCUCCCCACAUUUUUCCUAAAGAAAACAGCUGGUUGCUGCUUUGCACUGCUGAAAGCUAUUCUUGGUUUCUGGCCUGAUGUCCUAGAGAGAGGCCAUGCCUUGAAAGUAAAAUUCUGUUAGUGAAACACUACUAGAGUGUGAUUUUCGGUAUGUGCUAGUCCUUCUCCAAGGAGCAGAAAUUUAAAGUUGCGGAGUAUGGAGGAAUUCGAGGGGGUAUGUGAUCAGUUAGUGUUAGUUGGGGGAGUGUGAAGCUGAUAGAUAGUAUACAUAGGUCUAAUAAGUCUCCAGCAUUUGUACUGGCAGUGGUUCUGUACUGAUUUAGAAGGAAAACCAUCAGGCAACCAAUAGCAAAUGCUUGCCAAUGGCCCUUUUGAGAUUUACUCAGCCUUAGGAUCAUGGGCAAGUUUGAUUAGGUUGUUGAGAUCACAGCAUGUUUGUACAUUUUGUGUGUCAACACCCUGCCCUUUUGGCAGCACCUUUGAGACUCCUAGUGAUUUCUGAUGUGAAAUACCAAGAUCACUUAAAUACCUUCUCAGACUUGUGCUGGGGACUGUUUAUAAACAGCAAUCUGCUCACAUACAUGGAGUUAUUAAUGCAUGAAUGGGAGCUCUUGUGCUGGGAGGUACAUGCUCCUUCUAGUUCUGUGGCAUCAUUUCCCUCUUCUUCCUCAGCUGAUGGAUGUCAAACAUUGUGACUUAAAUGUACAGUACAAGUAGACGUGUGAAAAUAAAGAAUGCUUUUUUCCUGUUAUGUGCCAAGCAGAGAUGAGAAUACCCUCCUGGAGCUUGCUGACAAAGAGGGAUGGUAAUAAGAAAUCAGUGUUUUUUUGUUUUUUAGUUUUUUGUUUGUUUGUUUUCAGACCCUAGCCAGGCUGUAGAGGGGGUUGAGGAGUGAGGGGUUUCAGGAACUGCAGACUCUAAGUCUUGUGGAUGAACUGAGUUUUCUCUUUAUGUCCAUGUGGGGUCCAGGACAAUUUGUGUGCAGGUGCUCCCAGGGAAAAAACAUUGUCUCCUAACUGAUAACUUUGCUAUCCCACACAUCUUGUGACAUAUGCCUUUCUUCCCUUUCCUUGCACAGUUUGUUUUUUUUUAAUAUAUUAAUGGGUGGGGCCUGAGAUAAGAACUCAUAAAUCAGCAUGGAAGUAACUCAGACACACAAACUGCUGCUGGGAGCACAAGCAUGUUCCUUCCUCUCUGUGCAUCCUUAUGUUUUGUGUGGUAGUUCAGCUCGGGAGGAAAAGAGGCUCAGGGGGCUGAAUGUCACAGUCAGCUCAGAGAAUUCACCUUGAAAUUAUUAAUUUUAUUAUUUGAUGAAUGAGGAAACCUUGCCACCUGGAGAGAGGAUCAUCAAGUCUAAGUGAGAAACUGAGAAAUCCAUACAAACAAUGUUUAUUUAUUUAUUUAUUUAUUCAUCACUAACUUGAAGUUCCAAAUAGAUACUUUCCACUAAGCUCAUAGUAGUACUUGACUUGGAAACACAGAAUCAUCUAAGAUUUGCUGCAUAUCAGCAAAGACUGAACUACCUUGCCUGGAAAAAAAAAAUCUAGCUUUUAAAGCAGUACUAUUCUGUAGGUUGAGCUGAUUAUUGCUUUGUGCUGCAUGACUGUGAUUUUUGGCAUGCAGUGUCACAUACCAAAUUCCCAAAAUAAAAUGCUACGUGAUAUUCUAAGAGCUUUUAGGAAGCUUUAAAAAGGGAUUUAUCCACUGAGUGGGUACCUCUUCUGGUGAAGCCAAAUGAGGCAGCGUGAAUGGUUUAAGAGGAGGAAACUUUAGCCAACAGAUAAUUAGUGUUUUUAAAUAAGCACGCAGGGGUGGGGAGAAAUCCUUCUGUCAGUGCUGUGUUUGUAAAAUUGUCAACAAUUCUGCUUUAGUUGUAAAGGGUUUACAGCUAUAUGCUUGAAUAGCUAAAACAUCUGUUCAGUAACAUUGUGAAAUCUUCAUGUUCGGAACCCCUGAUAAGGGGGAUCUGCUGAGCAAUUGGCUCAUAGCAGCUCUACAGGCAGCACAGUCUGUACGUACGGUGGUCACCGCUUGCCUUUCCUUCUGGUCAGAGGAAAACGUAGGAGACUGCUACUAUUUUAUGUGCGAUUUUUUUUUUUUUUUCUUUUGAGAGAGAGAGAGAGAGCAGGAAGUGCUUCGGAAAUGGUUCAUGAUAGAAAACUGGAGUUGUAAAUAGGAGAGAGGAGGAGAGCUCAUGGUGCAGUUUGUGAACAGUUGAAAUACUGAUACCACAGCAGCAGAGGGAAACCCAAAUUCUGCGAGAGCGAGCACAUCCCAAGCCAUCCCAAUGGAAGGAGAGACGGCACCCGAGGCCAGGAGAGCAGCCAGCAAAGCCACACGCAUCGCCCUCGGCGUCUUCGUGAGUGGCACUGUCGUGCUCGGCACCGCGCUUUUUUUGGUUAGCCAAGGUAUUAUAAAGUUUCAUCCAAAGCAACGUUACUGCUUGUCCUCAGAAUGCAUUGAAGCUGCUGCUGCCAUCUUAAGCAAGAUAAAUCAAUCUGUAGAUCCAUGCGAGAACUUUUACCGAUUUGCGUGUGAUGGCUGGAUAUAUAAUCACCCUAUUCCUGAAGACAUGUCAAACUAUGGUGUUUACCCUUGGCUGCGACACAACGUGGACCUCAAACUAAAGGCAUUGCUUGAGAAACCCAUCAGCAAAAGACGAGACAGUGAAGCUGUACAGAAGGCCAAGAUACUUUACGCAUCCUGCAUGAAUGAGAAUAAAAUUGAAAAAGCUGACAUGAAACCCCUGUUAAGCAUACUGAGGCAUUCACCUUUCCGUUGGCCUGUGCUGGAAUCCAACAUUGGGCCCGAAGGACUGUGGUCAGAAAGGAGGUUUAGCUUAGUCCAAGCCUUGGCAACUCUUCGUGGUCAAUACAGUAACUCUGUCUUCAUCCGUUUAUAUGUGGCUGCUGAUGACAAAAUCUCCAAUCAGUAUAUCCUGAAGCUUGAUCAAGCAAGCCUCUCUCUUGCAUCUCGAGAGGAUUACUUAGAAAAUACCACAGAAGCUAAAUCUUACCGAGAUGCCUUUUUGCAGUUCAUGGUUGAUACAGCAGUGCUUCUGGGUGCAAACGCUUCACGAGCUGAAUCUGAUAUGAAGUCAGUUCUAAGGCUGGAAGUUAAAAUAGCUGAGAUCAUGGUUCCAUAUGAAAAUCGAACAAGUGAGGUGAUGUACAAUAAAAUGAACAUAUCGGAGCUUAGUGCCAUGAUUCCACAGUUCGACUGGCUGGGAUACAUCAAGAAGGUCAUUGACACCAAGCUCUAUCCUGAGCUCAAAGAUAUAGGUCCUUCAGAAAAUGUGAUUGUCCGUGUUCCUCAGUACUUCAAAGAUUUAUUCAGGAUACUUGAAAAUGAAAGGAAAAAGACUCUUGCCAACUAUCUGGUGUGGAGGAUGGUUUAUUCAAGGUUAUUUAACCUUAGUAGACGUUUUCAGUAUCGAUGGCUGGAAUUUUCUCGGGUCAUCCAUGGAACCACAACUUUGCUGCCACAGUGGGAUAAAUGUGUGGACCUCGUUGAAAGCACACUCCCUUACGUUGUGGGUAGGAUGUUUGUGAAUGCUCAUUUUCAAGAAGACAAGAAAGAGAUGAUGGAGGAGUUGACUGAAGGAAUUCGCUGGGCUUUUAUUGACAUGUUGGAAAAGGAAAAUGACUGGAUGGACUCCGAAACAAAAAGAAAAGCUUAUGAGAAGGCAAAAGCAGUUAUGGCAAAAGUGGGUUACCCUCAGUUUAUAAUGAAUGACACAUAUAUUAAUGAAGACAUCAAAACACUCAAGUUUACAGAAAGUGACUAUUUUGGCAACGUGUUGCAAACUCGCAAAUAUGCAGCCCAAUCUGAUUUCUACUGGCUUAGAAAAGAAGUUCCAAAAACAGAGUGGUUUACAAGCCCAACUACUGUAAAUGCUUUUUAUAGUGCAUCUACCAACCAGAUCACCUGUAUCACUGACAUAAGCAUUAAACAAAAAAUCACUCUGAUCUCCAUACAAGUCCACGCAGUCUUCAUACAUGGGCAAGGAUUCCCAGCAGGAGAACUACAAAAGCCUUUCUUUUGGGGAACAGAGUAUCCUAGGUCAUUAAGCUACGGUGCCAUAGGAGUAAUUGUUGGCCAUGAGUUUACUCAUGGAUUUGAUAGCAAUGGUCGGAAAUAUGACAAAAAUGGAAAUUUAGACCCUUGGUGGACAACUGACUCUGAAGAGAAAUUUAAAGAGAAAACAAAAUGCAUGAUUGAUCAAUACAGCAACUACUACUGGAAGAGAGCUGGCUUACAUGUGAAAGGCAAGAGAACUUUGGCAGAAAACAUUGCAGAUAAUGGAGGUUUGCGAGAGGCUUUCAGGGCAUACAGGAGAUGGAUUGCAGAAAAGAGGGGAGGAGAAGAGGAACCUUUACUGCCAGGCCUUGAGUUCACACACAAUCAGCUUUUCUUUCUAAGCUAUGCCCAUGUAAGAUGCAACUCUUUUAGACCAGAAUCUGCAAGAGAGCAAAUCUAUGUUGGAGCUCACAGCCCUCCUCAGUUCAGAGUUAUCGGUGCUAUGAGCAACUUUGAAGAGUUCCGUAAAGCUUUCAAUUGCCCAACAAAUACAACGAUGAACCGAGGGGCAGAAUCCUGCCGGCUGUGGUAGACGUGCCUUCCAGGUCUUCUGUCAAGAGGUGUCCGUGAUGUGAACUGCUGCACCUGAGCACAAGCCCACUGCUGGAGUUUCAGAAUUGCAAUCUGGAGAGGUGUUACUUCAAAUGCGUCUUCCUUAUCCAUGCUGAUAACCUGCAUGGAUCUAAUCAUUCUCUAUCUAGAACCUAGAAAUUUUUGAAAUAGGAAAAAAGGAUAGGUUUUCUUUAAUAAUAAUAAUAAUAAUAAUAAUAAUAAUAAUAAUAAUAAUAAUAAAAGGAACUCCUUUUGUCCAUAAAGCUGCUCCUCUUCAUCUGCAGUUGCAUUGCUGUUGAUGGAUAACUGCCAUUAUCAAUUCUAAUUCCUGAUUUAUAGUUGAGCAAGAGGUAAAUGCUAAAAUCCACUUUUAAUCUAUUGCUCUGUGGGGGUGCUAUGCAGAAUGCUAUCACACAAAAUUUAUUCUUUCUGGAUGAAGAAAUUCAUGAGACCUGCUAUAAAGCCAGCUCUGAUCUGCUGUGUGAUACAGCAUUUUCAUAACUUAAGCUGUCAGUGCCCAGCAUGCCAUAAAUGAUGUUGCAUGAUGUAAAGACACAAGACUUUAUAUAAAUUAAGUUUAAUAUGUUGGAUUAGUGCCUCAGGUUUUGGAACAGUUUCAAACUGAGGAAGGACCUCAUGGUUUCCAUCUGCUUGGACUAAACAGAAAGGAUACAUGUCAGAUCCUGGCCUUUUUUAAUUUUAGAACAGCUUAUGAUAAAAAUCAAUGUAUGGUGAAAAUCAGAAACUUGCAGAGGGAAUUCCCAGCACCAUGAUACUCAGAAAUGGUACAGCACUUACUCCGAUUUACAAUAUGGGCAAUUUUUUUCCCCAGAGAUGAGUUUUGCCUUGUGCUGAAGGUAGCUUCACCUACAUUUAUUUUUGAGCCUUAAAUACUACACCAGUUUUAACUUAGGGAUUUCUUAGUGUCUAGGUCUUACAGUGGAAUGGAAGUAGGGUGCAUGUCUGUCCUCAUGUUCUGCAUAGGGCAGGGUGACUUGUGAUUUUAACAAAAGAGAAUAUGUGACUGAAAAACAGAGCACCAUCAGUAUUUGACUUGUCUGGAUAAAAAGAGCAAUUCGAGAGAAGAGGUCUUUUAAAUACAGAAUACAGGCAGGCCGGUUGAAUUUUUCAUUUGUUUUCUAAGAAUUUUCAUAUAAAACCAUAUUUUAUUGCAGCAGAAAAACUUCAACACGUAACUAUUACUGGGGGUGCUGAGGGGGGGAUGCAAGAAAACAGCCUUUUCUUCCUCAGCAGAAAGAUAUGUGUUUAACUAGUAUUUAUUUAUACCUUGUGCAUUCAUUCAUUUUUACAUGGUAGAGUUUUUUCAAAUGGAGAGGUGGUUUCUUUAGACUGAUUUAGUUACUGCAAUUCUAUAUACAUCUCUGUGUGUAUAAACAUAUAUAUAUAUACAAAAAAUAGAUAAAUUCUUCUAUUUGCUUAAAUUUUAUCAGUAUAUAUAUGUUAGUAAGACAAACUUUUUUUUUACAAGGAUUGGUCGAAUAUUGUCUAACAGUCAAGGUGGAAGAAGGUUCAACUGAAGCUAAGUUUUUGCAAAUGGGGUUAGCUUCCUAUGUUUCUUUAUAAAGAAGGGGGACAGCAUGGAAACCUAAUUUAUUGAAGGGAAGGAAGCUGAGAACCCUGAACUCAAGGCACUGUUACCACUUCAUAGAAACAAAACAUUACAUUUUGGGACCAGGAUUGUUUGUUUGUUUGUUUGUUUUUAAUUUUCCAUGAAAAAGUCGAAGUUUUCUUAAGAAAAAAAGCACUUUUGCUUCCUUCAAGCCAGCUCUCUUCUUGAGUUAGAUGGAUUACAGUUUGUCAUUUGAAGAGCCACUGCCAUUUUUUUUUUUUUUUCCUGGAGAUAUUUUUCAUGUAAACUGUUCAGGUGGCAGUAUUUUCAUAAAGACUUUUGCAAACAAGCAGAUAUGGAUCUUGAGCAAAGUGAUACUGUUUUCCUACUAAAGGAAAAGUUUCUUAGCAAACUGAAUAGUCUACUGACUUAAUUUCUGUGCUCAUAUAAGCACUGACACAACUUGAUGUUGAUUGCUUUGGAUCAAUAGCAUAAAGUUCAGGGGUGACACCCUGGCCCCAUUAAAGUUGCUACCAAUACAGUUAUUGUCCUCAGAAAAGUCAGGACAACGACUCAGAUACUUAUCUAAACUUUCUAAAUUACUGGACUAUGCAAAGCUGGGUUCACAACAGUCAGCUUUGAGUUUUCUAAUUUUAUCUCUUAGGUCAGAGAUACAUUUGCAAGAGCUUCUCUCUCAUGGCUGUUUUCCAGUGGGAUAGAUUCUGACAUUUUGUGGUUUAUGGGGUUGUUUCUCUGUACUGGAUAGUGAUUUCUUCUAAAAUGCCUUAUGUUCACUGCCUUAAAUAUCAUUCUUGUUGCUCCUUGCUAGGUUCAGGUCUUUCAUGUUUAAUAUCAAGGAUUUUUGAACUGUGGCAUACAUAUUCCCAACAGCACAGGAAUCACUGCAAAAGUGUCUCAUCCUUGCUAGGGUGAGCACCCAUCUCCUACAGCAAGCAGUGGCUAGGUCCUGGGCUGGGGGAUAGUGAGGGGCUGGAGGGUUUGGAGGCAAUGCACUAGGAGGGAGGAAGAGGAGGUAUGGCCAGACUUUGGACCCUGAUUUUUAGAUGUUGAGACAGGGCCUACACGCUGCCAGGAAGAAGUCCUUGCUGCCGACCAACAUGUUCAUUGGUACUAUCCAAGUUUGGGGAAUCCUUGCUGUUGAUGCAGGAUUUCAGUGUCUUGGGCUUAGGUCUUAAAUAUGUCCACAGAAGGAUCCUGGCCUGCCUCACCUGCCUGCUUUUUACCUCAAACCAAACAACUAUUACAAUUUACAACUAUUGCAAUUUACAGUUCGCUUUGGAGUCAACUGUUAAGGUAUCAGUUGGAAAGCAAAGCAGAAGGUAAUUAAACUAAUUCGUAAAAUUCAGUCACCAAAUAUAGCUAAAGCAUAGUGAUAGUUUGUGAGGGCUCUUCCUGCUGCCUCUGGUUUAUCAGACUCCAUGGCCCUGCUUGGCUCCCACAUUGUGCCUCCUGGGUCUAUGCUAGCAAAGCCUUGCUGUGUUGCUAUCAAGUUGACUUAUUACUUCUAUGCAAACAGACCUUUCAUCAUAUAUAUUCUUCUUGCAGAAUUUCUUUUUUUUUUUUUUCUUUCUAAUUACCAGUAAUUAUGUCAACACACUUUUUCCUUCAAGCAUAUUGUGAAAUGUUUCUUCCUGUUGGCUCAGUAAUCUUCUCUUUCAACAGUCAGGAGGGGAAGGAUCACCUAUGAAUACAACAUUUUUACCUCUGUAAAUUUGAAGAGAUAUUUUUCUACUGUGUAGACAUAAAGAAACAACCCCUACUCCUGUCCCACAUGCCCUUCUUUGGGUCCUGAAAAUAUGUAAGCCUUCUAUAUUGUAUUCUAACCCUUAUUUUUUCACUCCAACCCUGAAAACACUCAAACACCACCUUACACACUGUGAGUAUUUCUGCUCAGUGCGUUGUGAAAGAGUUAGCUUCACACACAAGUAGCUCUCUGAAAAGGCAGCUGUGCUAUUCACCUGUUUAGGCUGCUUAGGUAUGUAAGUGACAUCCAAGCUAGGUCUUGAUGCUGAAGGACCAAAAAAUCCAAUGGCAUUAUACAGCUCUGCCUUAUGCCCUGUGCAGGGAGACUUCAGCAUUCUUUAGGUAGGAAUGCUAUCAUGACACUAAAUGUUUGAAUUAUUUAUAAAAUAAUCAGAUGAGUUUAUGCAUAACUUUUUAUUGAGUAUUAUUCAACAAAUUACAUGCUUAGAAGUAUAUCUCAUAGCAAUGUUAUAUAUAUAUUUGUCUCCAAAGAAAUAUUAAAAGCCUGACAAUUCAAGAGGCAGAACUAUAGUGAGUUAAAAGGUCUUCUGUGUUUGUCCUGUUAAUCUGGAUUCUUUGCUACUCAGUCUAUUGCACUUUUUAAUUUUUGUUCUUGCAUAAUACAUCGAUUGACUGUUUUAAUGACAAUUGUGCUAGCCAAUAAAAGCUAAAGUGAUGAAGAAUUUUCCUAUAUUGCAGUAUAGCAAAAGCUGUUUGGCCUGUCACUGUCAAACUCUACAAUAUUUUUUCUGUAAUAUAUCGUCUUUAUAAAAUGUAAUAAAGAGCACAAUGUUAUGACCCUGGGUUCUCAAGGCUACAGUUACUGCUUGACAGCCUAGGAAGGAGUUGUCUAGCCAUCUUCAGCCAGAGUUUCUUAAGCUCCACUUGCCUCCACUCAUCUGCUGGAGACAAUUAAAAUGAACAGAGGAUGAACUGCUGUGGAUGAUGUCUGGAGGCUGCAGAGAUUGCAGAAGGACAGGUGGCAGAGCUGUCCCAACCAGCAGCUGCUGGAGAAUAAGAAGGUGUAAGGACAGGUGGCAAAGCUGUCCCAACCAGAAGCUGCUGGAGAAUAAGAAGGUGUGGGAGAAGAGCCACCUGCCUGUCAGCCCCAUUUUUUUCCUUUUGUCACAGUCCGUUCCUUUCUUGACUCACCCUUUGUAGCCUCAACUGGUUUUCAAAUGCUUUAAAGCACUUUCCCUCUGCCUGAGCUUGAACUGUAGCUCACUGAUGUAUUUUCCCAGCCAGCAUAAAGUAAUGGUUUCACUGCCUUCCCAGGCUGGGAUGUGACUGCAGGUAGCUCAGCUUGUUGCUGUUCCUCGCCAUGUACUUCAUGAGCCUAAGUAUUGGUUCGAAGGGUAUUCAGGUACAGUGACUGUGCCAAGGCCUUACACAUUACCAACUUCUGGGCUAAGCACCCUGUUUCUUGGACUCUGACCAGUUUCCUGACACUGCUUGGGUUCCCAUAAGCAGUGUUGGUGGCCCAUCUCAAGGCACCAUGAAGUCUGUGAGCAGUUAGGACAAGGGUUGAAGUUGGCUUUGCCACGAAUUUUGAAUGAUGCUCUGUGGUGACACAGACUCUCAAGGCCCAUAACUUCAGGCAGGCAACUCUCUACACAACUUUUGGGCUUGGGAAGGAACAGAGAUUUUUGUCUUUGAAAGCCUACAUCAGUUCUGUUACCUGCUUUAC